UGUUGAAUCUGUUGUCUAGAAGCCUCAGCUUGUGUUUUUGAGUGGUUCAGUGGCUUUUCUGGGCUUUGGGAAACAGUGACGCUGCUUUCAUCAUAUGUCAGGAGGAUAUGGAGAAUCAAAGACAAGCUGCAGAGGAUUUGACAACAACAGGAUGUGGCCCCAAAACCCUGAAAGAACUGGUCUCUGAGGCCUGAAUCAGCCCAGUAAUGGCCCUCAAUGAACUGAAAUGGAGUUUUUUUCAGGCCAAGGCUCUAGUCCACUCACUGCUGGUCCUCCUGUGUCUGCACACAGCUACAGGAAUGUCAGGGUGGGGUGGAUGUUUGGAUGGUCAGGAUGUCUUCACAAAAAUCCCAGAAAACAGCCAUUGGGGAGAUGUUGUUGCUGAGCUCAUGGAUGAGAGCACAGUGGAGGGGGUUCACUGGAGCCUAGAGGGAAAUGAUGCUGAUUGGUUCUUCUUGGAUGAGACAAGCAUCCGGUUAAACACAUCGGAAGAGAAGGUCCUUGACCGAGAGGCUCAGGGUCCUGUCUUAAUGGCUGAGUUGUCCUGUUAUGAGGACGACACACUUCAGAGUGUGUACAGGAUCGUCGUGGAGAUCCUCAAUGAAAAUGAUAAUACCCCUGAGUUCACAGAAGACACUGUCACGUCUCUUCCUAUCAGUGAGUUGACUCCAGUGAAUACUGUGGUGUUCACCGUUAAGGCCUCUGAUGCAGAUAAUGACAAGAUCAUUUACUCUAUUGACCCGGCAUCACCUGAUGCAGAGUACUUCAAGAUUGACCUCCCCAACAGCGGAGAGGUUAUUCUGUCUAAACCUCUUGACUAUGAGACCAAAACCCAGCUGACUGUUACAAUCCAUGCCUCGGAAAUGGACACUGCUGAGCACUUCAACACCAGCACCACAUUAACCAUCAUCGUCCAGGAUGGAGAUGACCAAUACCCAGAGUUCCUGCCCUGCAGGCUGCUCUUCCAGGAUGAGACCAGUCGCAUCUGCACCAGCCCUGUGUACACAGUCAAUGUCACAGAGGGGGAAGAGCACGUGGUGUUGGACUUCUCUCCUGGUCCCAUUCAUGCAGUGGAUGGAGACAGAGGACUCAGCUCUCCACUCAGCUAUGUCAUUCUCUCAGGAGACGAUGAUGGCCGUUUCCUGAUGGACAGAGAUACGGGGGAGGUUAAACUGAUGCGGGGGUUUAAAGACAGACUCACAACUCCAGAGCUGCAUCUACAGGUCAUGGCAUACCAGGACGAUGACCCCAGGAAGUAUUCUGUCGCUACAGCUUUGGUCCGAGUUUUGGCAGUGAACCAGUUUCAUCCAGAGUUUGACAUGGCUGAAUAUAAAGGCUUUGUAACUGCGACAAAGAGCCCUGCCUCUCUGGUCAACACCUACGGCAGCAAAGCACUGAUGUUACACGUACAAGAUAAAGACUUUAACAAUGGUUUUAAUCCCAAGAUCCACUUCACCAUCAGUCCUACAUCCAAUCACACAGACAUCUUCCAAAUCACACACGAGGGUCUUUUGAUUGCCAGGACCAAUCAGCUCAAACCAAAACAGAAACACUUUGUAAAGGUAGCUGCUGUAGACCAGGAGUCGGGUGACGCCACCUUUGCUACUGUAGUGGUGAAGGUGUUAUCUGAGGGACAAUCAAUCCCUCAUAGUCCACUGAUGGAUGACCGUGUGAUCGGCUGCACCCUGGGCAAGGCGUUUUUUCUCAGCAUGGUGUUCAUGACUGUAAUUGGAAUUAUAACGAUACUGGGGAUAUGGCUGAAGAAGAAGAAAAAGGGAAUGAGGAACCCGCUGGAGAGAGGCUGCGUGGCCCAGGGAAAGCACCGCAAUGUGAGCUUACGGUGGUUCCAACUGGCAAGUCACCGUAGUGGCAUGUCAAACACAGAGGAAAUACCAUACAACAAUGACAAAUACGGAACCUGCAAUCCCUCCUUCAGCUUCACAGACAACCCUGGCGUCUACACCCACCAAGACCUCCCGUCUUGCCAAGGACCCGUUCCACCCAGAACGACCGCUGCACCCGACACCAGCUUCAUCCCAGCUGAAUCUGCGCUCAGCCCUGUGAUCUUCAACAAUGUUUUAACACCACCCCAAAGGUCCUAUAGUUUACCUACACUUCACCCGGCCUCUGAGGAGGUGAGCCCCACACAUACGGCUCAAAUUGCUGCUCCAUCUGAAGAAUACCCUGACUCACCCACUGAUACAUCCAUUGACCUCACUGAGGAUGUACCUAUCAUCAGUCCUAGCCCUGCAACACCUGAUAGCACAGGCUCUCCACCCUUCACCUGUCCUGAUUCUCAAACUACAAAAACAACAACCAGCAAUGACCCCACUGACUCCUUCACCAGCCCCUCGUCUCAGUCCAGUGUGCCAUUCAGUCUUACCCAAAUUGCUUCAGCAGAAAUAGACAAACCCUUUCGCAAGCCUCGUGUGAAGACACCUCCAUAUUCACCUUUACUGUCCUCGCCACUGGCCAAGCAGACGAGGACAUCCCCGCCUACCCCAGAGCAUGCACCUUUAAAAGCCAGGCUGGUACUUAUAGAUACUUCUCCCCUUGAUACACCUCCAGAAACACCACAGCGACCAUCUUUAACUCCAAUCACAGAGGGAGACCAACCCUCCACAUCACAGGACCUCACAGGGCGCCCAGGAGGGGCUGCAGGUGCCGGGACUCAAUCUCAGGUUAUGAGGCGCUUUACAAACUUUGGGAAGAAGCAGGGCGGCAGCGGGGCGAGGGAUGUGGCUGAUGAUGGAAAUCCUGGAAAUAAGGAUGCAGGCAAGCACAAGAAUGAGGAUGAUGAUGAUGAUUUGGAGUCAGACGAAGAAGAACUGUUGAGAGUGAUGGCUCGUUGUAAUCCUGUUUUUAUCACAUUUAAUACGUGAUGUCACUAUAAUAUUGUAAAUUGAGAGUGAAGGGGGAUACAACAGAGAAUGAAGGAGGUAAGGAGAAGUAGAUGACAGACAGCGGACAUGUCAUCAGAAAAAUUAAAUGCACAAGUUCACACAAUGUAUACUGUAACAAAAACAUAAGCAUUCAACAACACACAUUUAUAACAUAUAUAAUGUUGUUCCAUUUAAACCACAUUAGCCUAGAUGACAGGAAUGAGUGACUAUGACUGCACAGUACAGGGUUAAAAGACAGUCUUUUAAAUCAAACUUAUCAGUAUAAAUUGCAAAUUGAAGUAUCAAGGAUACAAUAUGAACUUUGCAAGGUUAGUAC
Messenger RNA from Trematomus bernacchii (emerald rockcod), 3219 nucleotides. RefSeq names its product cadherin-related family member 5. The record is from RefSeq and is a predicted model, not a curated record. Lineage: Eukaryota; Metazoa; Chordata; Actinopteri; Perciformes; Nototheniidae. Gene Ontology annotation, cellular component: membrane; catenin complex; adherens junction. The coding region runs from base 207 to 2882 and encodes 891 amino acids. Gene Ontology annotation, biological process: multicellular organism development; adherens junction organization; calcium-dependent cell-cell adhesion. The transcript is spliced from 17 exons. Gene Ontology annotation, molecular function: cadherin binding; calcium ion binding.